Messenger RNA from Biomphalaria glabrata, 6596 nucleotides. RefSeq names its product transferrin receptor protein 1-like. The coding region runs from base 319 to 2532 and encodes 737 amino acids. The transcript has 14 exons. The record is from RefSeq and is a predicted model, not a curated record. NCBI's taxonomy places the organism in Eukaryota, Metazoa, Mollusca, Gastropoda, Planorbidae. Gene Ontology annotation, molecular function: carboxypeptidase activity.
UCCCCCUUGGUCCUCAAUGCACAUUGUAUCAAACGUCUAGCCCCAGUGCGUGUGUAGGUCGCAUGUGUAUGUGUUUAGGCCUAUCGGAUGUGCUAUUCCACAGGAUUUCAAAAUAGUGUGUAGCCUACACUCUAGAUAUGUGUUUAGUUUAGGACUGUGAUUAGGUUUUCAACUUGUUUCGAUUUUAUGAUUUUAGAUAAUUCUAGAUCUAUAUUAAGUAUAUUAUUCUACAUAGACCGUAAAUCUGGAGUCUAAGUAGCAGACUCAAAUUGAAGUCUAGAGCUAGACUUUUGAGUCAAGAUAUCUACUCAGACUGCAAUGGCGCACUUAACAGCAUAUUCACCCGUCCGAUCAGACGAUCAAAAUAUAAAUGGUGCCGAAAAUUUCAACGCCAAUAGUGCUUCAAAUAGCCAAACCAAGGAUAAGAAGUUGUGCUGGUUUGGCUUCGCGCCUUGUGUCUUGUUGUUCUUAGCUGUGGUGACUAUGUUCUUGAUCGGGCUCUUGGUUGGAUUUUACGUGAAAGAGCUUGAGAAUGAAGACCCGAGCGUGACGGAACUCUGCAAGGAGCACCAGAAAGACAGUCAGGAUUACGAUGUGACCAAAUUUGUGACAUACCAUGACACGUUGAUCUAUUCUAUCCAUGGGGAGAACUUUUCCAAGUUUGUCGAAAAAUAUGGAACAAAAGAUCCGGUGACUGGCAGCGACUUAGAGGCAAGGUUGUCUGAUGAAAUCUUACAAGAGUUCACUAAAUAUAGCUUCACCAAAGUGGAUGUAGAAGAAUAUGACAUAGUGGUGCCGUCAGCUGACCCUUCACGUCCCAACCGCCUUGAGAUUCUCCAUCACAAUGGGAGCAGACAGCUGGAUGCCUACCUGACCAACAGGAGAGACAAAAUAGCCAAGAGUUCACUUAAGAGAAAUGUGACCCCUACAGAAUGGCAGAAUGCUUUUGUUGCUUUCUCACCGCCAGGAGAGGUUCAGGGUUCCCUUGUCUAUGGACAUUAUGGACUAGAGACAGACUUUCAAGUUUUGGAUGCCUAUAAUGUUUCUGUUCAAGACAAAAUUGUUCUGCUUAGGCUCGGCAAGAUACCUGUUGCUAGCAAGGUCUUUAAUGUGGAGUCAAAUGGCGGCAAAGCUGUAUUGCUUUACUGGGAGCCUAAAGAUGCUGAAGCUUCUCAUGUUGAGCUAUAUAAUACCACAUACAUUCCAUUUGCAUCGGCUACUCAGUUUUCUACAGAUCUGCCAACAUUUUGGAAGCCGUCCAUCCCUUGUCAGACAAUUUCAGUCAGCCAUGCUAGGACAUUGAUGACUCAUCUCUCUGCUGAUCCCAGGAAUGUGAAGGCCCCUGAAGAUUGGCAGGAGUCUGUUGCCAGAACCAACACUCUUGGUGGAAGCAGUGGUUCAUUUAUCGUACGUCUGACGGUGAACAAUCAACCAGUGAAGAAAGUCAUCAAGAACAUCAUCAGUACAAUACCUGGUCAAACGGAGUAUGAUCGUUAUAUAAUAGUUGGAGCUCCAAGGACAGCCUUACCUGGCCAGCCCCAGGAUGCAAUCGCAAGCUCCUCUCUGUUGAUUCAGUUGGCCAGGGCGUUCCACAACAUGCACCAGAGACACAAGUGGAAGCCUGCCAAGGGAGUGAAACUUAUAUCCUGGGGUGGUACAGAGUUGUCUAACCUGGGAGUACAGCAUUAUAUCAAGUCUCAUCGUUAUCUUCUGGAACAACGAGCCAUGGCCUACAUUGACUUGUCACAGACAACCCUCGGCAAUGAUACCCUUGAGAUGCAGUCACCUAAGGGAUUUUAUGAGACUAUUGAAAAGAUCAUUAAAAAUGCUGUUGAUCCUAAAACUGGGGAAUAUACAUUUUCCUACACGGAUAAUGAUGAUACAACAGAACCCUACAAUGGUGAUAAUAGUGAGAGUCCCAGCAGCCUUUUUGUACAUACAUUAAACUUACAUACUAUCAAAGUUCAAUAUAAAAUGAAUGCUGGGGCAGUGAACUCCCAGAGCCUGAUGCUAGAGCUGGACAUGAAUCACCACUUCAAGUACCACCUGGCCGUGGCCCACAUUCUCAUCAAGACCAUGCUGACCCUGCUGGACACGCCCCUGCUGCAGAGGGAUGUCUGCCGAGACACCAAAAACAUCCAGCUGAUGGUCCAUCUAACUUCCAACAUCUUGGACGACUGCUCUGGGGGCAAUGUGACCUUGGCUGAAGCAGAGGACCUCUGUGUGGAGGUGGAGAGAGCUUGUGAGGAAUUUAAAAAUCUCACCGACACGCUGAUGCAGACAGUGGGCCAGUCAUCUGUCAGGAUGGUCAGUGACAUCAGGAUGUUAUUUGACAGGCACCUCGUUGUCAACAAAAACGGGUUUCUGCGUAACAUCAUGUAUCCCAUGAGCCAUGUUGACGGCAUUGCCGGGGCCAAUGAAAUGUGUGUUAUCGGGGAGAAGACCCGAUCCUGGAGUUCAGUGCAAGAGUUUAAACAAACAUUGUCGGAAUCUUUGACGAAAAUUUUAAGGACAUUGAGUUUAUAUUCCUAGCUUGUCCAAGUUAUCACCUUCGACAUUGAAAUUAUCUGUGUAAAUACCGACUGCAAUAUUUGUUCUUUUGAUUGCUACAUGGUGGCCAUGGUGAGCGUGUGUGUUUGAGCGUGUGUGUGGGUGAGACUGAGGACUGGAGCAAUAAUAUGGGAGCUUUAAAUGUGACUAAAAAAUGUCAUUCUACGUUGUAUUUCUUAGCAUUGUUUUUUGUUGGUAUUUAUACAGUGAACAUAAAUAUAUAUUGAUUGCAUAAUUACUACCUGUAAUUAAUAUGCCAAAUAGAAAUCUACAAAUAUUAGUAAAGCCCAUAAUAAAUUUUACAAAUGAAAGCUAUCUCCUCGUUAUUUCAUCUGCUGCUCCUCCCCCCAUCCCCCUUUUAUUCCACUAAGUUUGUUUUAACUUUUAUGCCGAGGCUAAAUAGCCAACUUUUUUUUGACAUCCCACAGUGUCCUGCAAGAGAAACAUGUCUCAUGGACACACUCCAUUAAGGAGCUGGAGAGGCUGAAAUCCCACAACAGGGGCGUAGCUAAAAACUAUCAUUUGAGGGCCCGGGAGCGUGACCUCUUUUGAGGCCUAAUAAAUUUUGCGUUAUAUUUAAUAUUUAUUAUAAAAAAAAAACCCACUCAUUUGGGGGCCCGGGGGGAUUUUCAAAUUCUCCCACCACCCUAGCAAAGUCGCUGGUGCACAAUGAUGCUCAAAAUGAAAAAAUGUCAAAAAUUCAUGUUUUCGUCUAUCCUCUAUUCCAUUUGAAAUUUUGAAAAAAAUCUACAAUGUAUUUAGUUAAUGAUUUGACAAGGGUUUUUACACAUAAAACACAGCUUCUAAUUCCUUAUCAAAUAUGUGUGCAGAAAUAAAUUCUAAAUUUAAUUUUAAACAAAUGUCUGGUGUUUCAAAUUGUAGAGUUUUAAAUCAAGACUUGUUUCACAUUAUUUGCUUAUAUGACUGACAUGAUAAAACAAAUAUGUGCAGUAAUAUGGUGCAGAAAAUGUUUUGCAAUAGAAAACAUACAAUAGCACUUCUUUAUUCAAAUUUUUGUGGAUGUUUUCUUCAAGUUUGAUUUGGUUGUAGUUUUUAAAUUGGCUUUUUCUCUCUGGCUAAUUCAGAUUUCAUUACUUAGUAGCUUAAGUAGUUUGUAUAGUUUGUCCACUAUGGUUCGAUAAUGAUGACUUAUGACCACUUUGCACCGUGGUUUUGACUCCUUAUGCGGCUGGGAGACCUAUGUGAGCCCGGAAUCUUAGGCUGCAUGCUGGGCAGGUUUUUUCAGAUGGAGCUUGCAUCAUAGGCCUUGCUUUUUUAAUUAGGAUACUUUUAGCUGCAAUCGCACAAACAUAUGUACUGUUUAAUUUAUUUAUUAGACCAUUCAUUGCACAAUUGGUUUGGGCUUAUGUUGAUGUUGUGAGUUCAAAAGCCAAAUCUAAAUAGAACAAUAUAUGUUGCUUUUAUAAUAUGCCGCCAUUUUUAUGUAUAAAUAUUCCUAUGAUGCUUGCUUCAAUAAGAGUCUGCCACUUUUGUAUAAAGAAAAUAUAUACUCUCAGGGAAUAAUGCCUUAGACUUGUGUACAUGUCAUAAUCUUUAUAUCACUGUCUGUUUUAAGUGUGCAGGAAGUGGCCUUUGCAGAACAUUAAUUCAUAUCAUUCAUAUAUUUGUUAUAUGUAGCGUUGAUCAAAUUUGUACUUAAAGAAAAUAUAUAAUAAUAUUUGUGAAUUUUUUUCCUCUUCCCUAUUUAGUAUAAAAUAUUUUUUUGUUCUUUAGUUGGCCACACUGAUUUUUCAAUACGGCAUCAUUGCCAAGCUGGGUUUUUUUUCUCUGUUUAUUUUUAAAUCUUUCCCUGUAUUCCUCUUCUUACUUCUUUCUUUAGGUUCCAUUACAGCACCCCAACAUUCUCCACAUGGUUUUCUCUUCUUUUUGUUUCUCACCUUCACACUGUUUUAUUUGAUUGCUUAUAUUAACUCUUUCUCUCCUAACUGAGGAUACCAACGUUGAUUACACCAGAAUAUGGUAAAUAAUUACGGAGAGAAAGAGUUAAAUGGGAUCAGUUUUGGAUGCUGACCAGCUGUUAAGAAUCAAGGUGGAAACAAAGAGAUGAGAACUGUAAAAAAUUAAAUCCAGAUCUUUUGAAAUGCAUCCUGUCAAUUUGAACAUUGAGACACUUUAUUUGUGUUUGUUCAUUUUUAUGUUUAUUCAUUUAUAUCAUUUUUUUUGUUCUGUUCAUUGAUGUAUAAUUUAUUUGUACAGUCCCUUGAGGCAUUAAAAACUCUUUUAUAAAUGGAGGAUUAACUUCAUAAAAACUGACCAUAACCUUUUUUUUUUUUGUGUAAUUGACCAUAUGUACAAAAAUUGUCUCAUGUUUGCGGGUACAUAAAUGUACAGCUCUUAAUUUAAACAAGAAUAUCAAAUCCUGUACACAGAUGUUGAAAUGCUUUGUUGUACAUUUUUUGUUUGUACUUUGAUGUGUACAUUUCUCUGUGUAUGUGACAGAAAGGGACCUAAAUAAAAUGUCAUGAUGUCAGUUACUUGAUGUUUUGUGAUGUGCAUAUGUUCUUCUUUCAGACCUUGUGGUCUAUAGGGCAGUUGAUGUAAAGAUCAUCUGUUUCAGUGGCCCAAAUGUUAAUGAGGGUGUCAUGUGGCCAGCACAACACGACCAAUCGUCUUUACUUUUCCCUAACUAAUGUCAGGUAUCCGUUAGAGCUGGGUGGACUCAGAGACGCCCAAAGAUUCUGAAAUUAAAAAUCCCAGUUUUUACCUGGAUUCGAACCUGGGACCUCCGGUUCAGAAGCUAAGCGCUUUAUCGCUCAGCCAGCACAUAUAGGGACUUAUUCUACGCAUCAUUUCAAAAUAAUUUAGCACUGAACUUUUUCAACUUGUUUUCACAACAGGACAAUGGUUGUCAGUGAUACGAGUUAUCAGUAUCUCAGGGGCCUUUUAGGGGACGUGCUGGCUGAGAGGUAGAGUGCUUGGCUUCAUAACCGAGAGGUCCCUGGUUUGAAUCUCGGUGUGAAGACUGGGAUUUUCAAAUUAGGCAAUUUAAGGAUGCUUUAAUAGUGCCUGACUUAAGUUAGGGAAAGUAAAUUUGGUUGAUUGUUGUGCUGGCCUCAUGUUACCCUGCUCGUUAGCUGUUAGCCAAGAAAUAGAUGACUUUUACAGAUGACCCAUAGAUCACAAGGUCUGAAAGGAAUACAUUAAGUUUUUUUUUGUUGUUUUUUUCUUUUGCAGUGACCUUUUCUUGUGUGAGAUAGAAAAUAUGGGUGACCGAAUAGCAAAAUGUUCUUACAUUCUUAAUGGGUUGAGGAUUGUAGAACUAGAAUGUUUCUUAAAGAAACAGGAAGUUUGUUUAGCUAAGCAACUUAAGUCAUGAGCUGAUAAUUGUAAUCUUGAGAUUGAUGUUUACCAUGAUAUUGUGAUAGAUCAAUGCCAUCAUUAUCAAGAUAAGUAAGAAGCUAUCAUUAUCAAGAUAAGUAAGAAGCUAUCAUUAUCAAGAUAAGUAAGAAGCUAUCAUUAUCAAGAUAAGUAAGAAGCUAUCAUUAUCAAGAUAAGUAAGAAGCUAUCAUUAUCAAGAUAAGUAAGAAGCUAUCAUUAUCAGGAUAAGGUAGAAGCUAUCAUUAUCAGGAUAAGGUAGAAACUAUCAUUAUUAGCAUAAGGUCUACCAAUAAAGUGACCUAAAGCUCCCAAAUCCCACUGACUUUUCAAACUACUAACUAGUACUAACCCCUAAUUAGUGUUGUUCAUUUUAUUUCUUGAAAAGAUGUAGCUUUGAGGUUUUGCUUUGUAGCAUCUAGACAUAUCCUGAUACAGGAGAUAGAAAUAGAUUUGUCUAGUUUUUUGUUCUUAGUAGGUGUAUGUUUAGAAUGCUUUGUCAACACAUAGACAUUAGGUUCUUAGAGGUAUUUAUUCAUCUUUUUUUUUACUUGUCUUUUGAGUCUGUCUUACAUAUAUCUAGGUAAGCCUAGGUUUUUUUGUUAAUUUUGUUUUUUUUUCUCAUGUUUUUUUUUUAACGGAUGUCAUAAAUAUGCCAAAAAAUAAAUAAAAACUCAGAAAUUCAACAAAUAAAUAAUAGAAAUACCGCC